CUUAAGAAAAUAAAGAUGAAGCCAGCUCAUUUGCCCUUCUAUAAAAAGGCAGAAGAAUGAACUUUGUCUCCAUCCCUCGUGGAUGUAGUGAGAUGGAGUGGAGAAAGAUCUUGCUUCUGAAAGACCAGGACCAGCUGUUCAGGAGCAUCCCGGACCACAGCCAGGCACAGUUGAGAGCGAUCUAACUAGAGACUGCCGCCGGCUCCUCGCAGCGAUGUCGGUGGUAGAAGAGAGCCGACCGUUCGCUCAACAGCUAUCCAAUGUCUACUUCACGAUACUUUCACUUUUCUGCUUUAAGCUUUUUGUGAAGAUCAGUCUGGCCAUCCUCAGCCAUUUCUACAUUGUAAAAGGCAACCGCAAGGAGGCAGCAAGGAUAGCAACUGAAUUUUAUGGAAUAACCCAAGGACAAGGUUCCUGGGCAGAUAGAUCACCACUACAUGAAGCCGCAAGUCAAGGCCGUCUUCUUGCAUUGAAAACAUUAUUAUCACAGGGCUAUAAUGUGAAUGCAGUAACCAUAGACCACGUCACCCCAUUGCAUGAAGCCUGCCUGGGUGGUCAUGUAGCGUGUGCCAGAACUCUUCUGGAGGCUGGAGCCAGCGUAAACGCAAUCACAAUAGAUGGUGUGACCCCAUUAUUCAAUGCGUGCUCACAAGGCAGCGCGAGCUGUACAGAGCUUCUACUGGAGUACGGUGCCAAAGCCCAGCUGGAGUCCUGCCUCCCGUCUCCCAUACACGAGGCUGCUAGUAAAGGUCACCACGAAUGUCUCGACACACUGAUCUCCUGGGGCUCGGACGUCGACCAAGAUAUUCCUCACUUGGGAACACCUCUCUACGUCGCUUGUGUCUCCCAGCAAUUCCAUUGCAUGCAGAUGCUUCUUUAUGCUGGUGCUGACGUACAGAAAGGCAAAUACUGGGAUACUCCUUUACAUGCUGCUGCUCAGCAAUCCAGUGUAGAAAUCGUAAGCUUGCUGCUAGAAUUUGGAGCAGAUAUCAAUGCAAAAAACACGGAGUUUUUGAAACCUAUAGAUGUAGCUACCUCUAAUAGCGUCGUGGAAAGAGUUCUGCUUCAGCAUGAAGCCACCCCAAGCUCUCUUUGCCAACUUUGCCGACUCUGUAUCCGUAACUGCAUAGGAAGGCCAAGACUGCAUCUCAUGUCCCAGCUGCAGCUACCAACAUUACUUCAGAAUUUCUUACAGUAUCGAUAAAUAAUGAAGUAGCUUUAAAUUCUUUGAAAACAAAAAAUUUGUAUUU
This is a messenger RNA of Octodon degus (degu), 1250 nucleotides long. It is a transcript of the gene Asb5, whose product is annotated as ankyrin repeat and SOCS box containing 5. Gene Ontology annotation, biological process: positive regulation of protein catabolic process; protein ubiquitination; intracellular signal transduction. Bases 215 to 1204 code for a protein of 329 amino acids. The transcript is spliced from 8 exons. Gene Ontology annotation, molecular function: protein binding. The record is from RefSeq and is a predicted model, not a curated record. Lineage: Eukaryota; Metazoa; Chordata; Mammalia; Rodentia; Octodontidae.